Messenger RNA from Chara braunii, 1385 nucleotides. The record is from the annotation of a GenBank genome assembly. Lineage: Eukaryota; Viridiplantae; Streptophyta; Charophyceae; Charales; Characeae.
GGAGCAGGAGUGGGUGUUCGUGGUUCUUCCUCCUUGUAUGCUCGCCAAGCGGUGCAGAUGCAUGACAAGUCCAUCGGUGUUUACUCGCCCGUCGAACUGCCGUCUAGCGCGUGGGGAGGGGCGGUAGGCAACGACGAUCUGUCUGCUGCAUGGGCACCGGGGAGUUCGCAGGGUAUGGCGCAUUCCCCGUACGGAUCGGUCAUGUCAUGCGGUGUUACAGGUCCACGACGCUCGUCGCCGGGUGGAAGAAUGGAGAACGUCGUCAUGGCCGAUCACACGGAAAGGCAGUCGCACGUUCCCGCAAACGCUCAGCCACAGCCCCAAACCAUGCGCGCUCAGGUGCAAGGUCCAGUGCCUGCACGUUUGUCUGACGGUGGAUUCAUGCAUGGUCAGUUGUCGGGGUGGGGGGGUGGAUUUUCAAGCUUUGGAACAGCUGGCGGUGGAGAAAGGACUGCGUUUGCGGUUGAGGGGUGGCAUGGCGAGACAGCUGCGAUGCAGUUCGGUGAUGAGGCCGUUGCUUCUUCCACACCUUCUCGGUCAGGGGGGCCUGCAGGCAAUGUCACGGGCAAAAGGACAGCGGACAAUGCUGUCGGCGAAGGUUCGGUCAUGCGGGGCGAUGUCGGUCGAUCGGCGGAGGAUACGACGUCGGGGCAGAAGAAGCAGUGUGCGAGGAGGGCGCCGAGGGCGGAGGGGGGGAAGAAGAACAACCCGUGGACCUUGGAGGAGCGGAUAGCGUUGGCGAGGAAUUGCGCGGAAGACGAUGCCCUCAUGGCCGACGCCAACGGCGUGCAUAAGCACAAGACGCGUGCCAAAAGAUACGAAUGGAUCGCAGAUCGAUUGAAGGAGGAGGGGUACAACAGGACAGCGGAGGACUGCAGGAAGAAGUGGACGAAACUCAAGGAGAUCGUUAGCCAGAUCGGGGACAAGUGCUACAGGUCAGGGGAGGCAGGCUACUUCAACAUGACCACAGAGCAGCGAAGGGAGAAGGACGUCUGCACAACGUUCGAGGAGCCUCUUUGGGAUGCGAUGGAGUGGUGGCGAUUGAAGAAGUCGUACACGUGCGACGCCACUCUCGCUUCAGAGGACCUGGCAAGUGGCGGAGGGAGCGGAUCGGGGCGCAGCGGUGGCGUUAGUGAUGGGGGUGAAGGUGGAGGGGGUGACUUGUUGGGGCAGGGCCAGGGUGGGACCGGACCGGGGCUUGCUGGUGGAGGGAGCCGAUCGGGCGAGAUCGGGGAGGGAUCGGAACCGGGGAAGGAGGCGUAGGAGGCGGUUCGACGAGGGGUGGGGGUGUCGCAUCCGAUGGCGGUGGCACGGACGCUUCGGACACGAGUGGCAGGUCGCGCAGGACAUCGUCGGGUAGGGUGCGUGGCGACGCACCCACAUCC